This is a messenger RNA of Sporisorium graminicola, 2157 nucleotides long. RefSeq lists its product as uncharacterized. Gene Ontology annotation, molecular function: glycylpeptide N-tetradecanoyltransferase activity. The record is from RefSeq and is a predicted model, not a curated record. Gene Ontology annotation, cellular component: cytoplasm. Bases 1 to 2157 code for a protein of 718 amino acids. Gene Ontology annotation, biological process: N-terminal peptidyl-glycine N-myristoylation. Lineage: Eukaryota; Fungi; Basidiomycota; Ustilaginomycetes; Ustilaginales; Ustilaginaceae. The transcript has a single exon.
AUGUCUGGGGUCAAAGACGCUCAAGCCACCGGGACUGCUUCCGCUGCUGCUGCUGCUGCUGCCUCCUCCUCCUCCAGUACCGCGCCUCCCGCUCGCGGCAGCAGCAUCACCCAGCAAACCACUGCAGUCCAAAACCAUCAACAAGAAGUUGAUGACGAUGAGGAUGAUGAUGAUGACGUGGACGACGAAGAGGCAGACGACGCAGCUGCUGCUUCAACCUCUACCGGCGCAGAUGGCCUGACCGCCAAGCAGCGCAGGAAGAAGAAGUCCAAAGCAGCGGCCAAGUUGCGCAAAAAGCUCGGUCUCGGUGGCACGUCCUCUUCCUCCUCAGCUGAUGCUACCGACGGCAAACUUCUGGCCUCCGGCAACUCGCGCGAUGGCAAGAUUAGCGACGAGGUCGUCUCACAGGUGCAGCAAGCUGUGCAAGCCCAACACGGCUCUGCUGCCGCUAACGCGGUAAACAAGGCCAACCUCGCCAAAGUCAUGGCCAUGAUGAAACUCGAACGCGAGACCAUGCUCAAGUCACAAGAUUCCAAGCAAAAAGCGCAAAAGGCCAUCGCAGACCACAAGUUCUGGAAGACGCAACCUGUAAUGAAACCCAACGACUCGCCCAUCGUCAAGCCGGAUGAAGAGGGGAGCAUCGAGCCCAGCGUGCCUCCCGAGCAGGUGCGACAGGAGCCUUACCCUCUGCCAAACGACUUCGAAUGGGUGCAGAUCGAUGUGGACAACGAAAGCGAACUGAAAGAAGUGUACGAUCUGCUCAGCGCCAACUACGUCGAGGACGAUGAUGCGACAUUCCGUUUUGACUACAGCCCCGAGUUCCUGCAUUGGGUCCUCAAGCAUCCAGGCUACCACAAGACGUGGCACAUCGGCGUUCGCGUCGUCUCCACCAAGAAACUCGUCGCCUUCAUCAGCGGCAUCCCGCACGAGCUCAGGGUGAGGGACAAAUCCUACCAGUCGACCGAGAUCAACUUCUUGUGCGUCCACAAAAAGCUGCGUUCCAAACGUCUCGCACCCGUGCUCAUCAAGGAAGUUACACGUCAGUGCCACCUCACGGGCGUGUUCCACGCCAUCUACACGGUCGGAUCCGUGCUGCCCACGCCCGUCUCGUGUGCGAGGUACUACCACCGAACGAUCAAUGCGCGCAAGCUGACCGAGAUUGGCUUCUCAGCCGUGCCGCACGGUAUGACCAUGGAGGCGCAUUGCAAACGAUUCGAGCUGCCUGCUAAGGUUGACUUGCCCGGGCUGAGGGAGAUGGAGGUGCGCGAUGUGCCACAAGUGGGCAAACUGAUGCGUCGGUACAUGCGUCGAUUCGACAUGGCACCCCGAUUCAGCGAUCACGAGGUGGAGCACAUCUUCCUCAGUGGACGCGGCGAGGAGGGGUCGUCCAAGGUCGAAGGUAAAGGCGGAGCGGGCGAGCAGAAGCGCAAGGGCCAAGUGACCUGGACGUACGUAGUCGAGAACGCCGAGGGCCGAAUCACGGACGUCUUCGCCUUCUACUCGCUCCCCUCGAGCGUGCUCGACAACGACAAACACAAGAGCCUCAACGCCGCCUACCUCUUCUACUACGCCUCGGACGUCGUCUUCCAAGACCAACCGCCUGCUUCGUCCAGCUCCGCAGAGAACGACGCUUCCACCUCGCACCCAACCUCCGAGCGCACCCUCGCGCUCUCGGCGGGCAAACACGCCUGGCAGUGCAACGCACUCACCAACCUCACCCCCUCGGAACUCACCGACGAAUCGCGCGUCUCGCCCUGGGACUCCGAACCCGCCGCGCUCAAACUGCGCCUCAAGGCGCGCCUCAACACGCUCAUGAACACGAUGCUCAUCAUUGCGCGCGAUCACAACUUUGACGUGGUCAACUGCCUCACCGUGAUGGACAACGCGUUGUUUCUGCAGGAGCAGAAGUUCGGCCCUGGCGAUGGAUUCUUGCGCUUCUAUCUGUUCAACUGGAGGACCAAGCCCGUGGCGGGUGGCAUGGGGAGUAGGCCGGGCGAGGCCGAGUUGGACCCCGUGCAUGCGUAUGCCAAGUCGAUGGCCAAGAGAGCGGCUGCGCAGGGCGAGGAGGAGGUCAAGGGCCUUGCCGAGCAGCUUAUCCGCAAAGUCGCAAUGCAGCCCGCACAGGUCGGGUCGGGCAACGGCAUCGUCAUGGUCUGA